GUCUGUGCGCCGGAGCGGCCGCUGCUGCUGCUGCUGCUGCUGCUGCUUCUUGUGCCGCUGACCCGGAGGCUCCGCUCGGCUUCUGGCCCGCCGCCCUCGCCGUCUUCCUCGCAGGCCGCGGAGGCGCUGGCGCGCGGCUUCCGUCCCCUCUCGCCGCCCCCUUCGGACUCCGCUCCCGCCUGGGCGCGCGGGGCCUCGCUUCCCGCCCGGCUUUGAGGGGCUUCCCGCAGGGAGGAAGGAGAAGUGUCCGCGGGUCCUGGUCCUGGGAAAUAAUGAAAAAGGUUUGCCAAGGUUCUUGAUCAGAGAAGUGGACUUUGAGAUAAAGGAACUAACUAGGCUCAUGUUUUCGCCUGAUCAAGAAAACCAUCCGUCAAAAGCACCAGUGAAAUAUGGUGAACUGAUUGUAUUGGGGUACAAUGGCUCUCUGCCAAAUGGAGAUCGAGGAAGAAGAAAAAGCAGAUUUGCUUUAUUUAAAAGAGCCAAAGCAAAUGGGGUGAAACCUAGCACUGUGCACAUUGCCUGUACGCCUCAGGCAGCAAAGGCAAUAAGCAACAAGGACCAGCAUAGUAUAUCCUACACCUUGUCUCGAGUUCAAACAGUGGUGGUUGAAUAUACACAUGACAGCAACACAGACAUGUUUCAGAUUGGACGAUCAACAGAGAGCCCUAUAGACUUCGUAGUGACAGAUACUGUUCCCGGAAGCCAGAGCAAUUCAGAGACUCAGUCUGUUCAGAGCACUAUCUCAAGGUUUGCUUGCAGAAUCAUAUGUGAACGAAAUCCUCCUUUCACAGCAAGAAUAUAUGCCGCUGGCUUUGACUCCUCCAAAAACAUCUUUCUAGGGGAGAAAGCUGCCAAGUGGAAGACUUUGGAUGGGCAAAUGGAUGGGUUAACCACAAAUGGGGUUCUUGUUAUGCAUCCGCGCAAUGGAUUCACUGAAGACUCCAAGCCCGGAGUAUGGAGGGAGAUAUCUGUAUGUGGGAAUGUGUUCAGUCUUCGUGAAACAAGAUCUGCUCAGCAGAGGGGGAAAAUGGUUGAAAAUGAAACAAACCAACUUCAGGAUGGUUCGUUGAUUGACCUCUGUGGAGCAACAUUACUGUGGCGCACUGCAGAAGGCCUUUCGCGCACUCCCACCGUGAAGCACUUGGAAGCUCUAAGACAGGAAAUAAAUGCCGCUCGACCUCAGUGCCCUGUGGGCUUUAACACACUAGCCUUUCCUAGUAUGAAGAGGAAAGACGUUGUAGAUGAAAAGCAACCCUGGGUUUACCUGAACUGUGGCCACGUCCAUGGCUACCACAACUGGGGGAACAAAGAAGAGAGAGAUGGAAAGGACCGGGAAUGCCCCAUGUGUCGAUCUGUUGGCCCUUAUGUGCCGCUCUGGCUUGGAUGUGAAGCUGGAUUUUAUGUGGAUGCUGGCCCUCCAACUCACGCAUUCAGCCCAUGUGGACAUGUGUGCUCAGAAAAGACAACUGCCUAUUGGUCCCAAAUACCUCUUCCUCAUGGUACCCACACUUUUCAUGCAGCCUGUCCGUUCUGCGCACAUCAGCUUUCUGGUGAACAAGGCUACAUCAGACUUAUUUUCCAAGGACCGCUUGACUAACUCGUGUUACCUGAGAACUGCAUUUAAAUACAUAAGCUAAAAGAUUCUAAUUUCAAAUGAACUGCUGUCUUAAAUUCAACUAUAUUUCAUUCUCUGGGCUUUGACAGUUUACUUUGAGAUGAAGAAUACUAAUUAUUUAAGUGGUGAAUUCCUCUGUAGAUAAUGGAUGAAGCUGGUUAUGUAGGAAAGAUUGGUGGUGGAUAGCGGGAGCAGACUGAAGGUAGUUCCUAGCCCAUCAUUUUUGAGAUGGAAAAGAUAACAUUCUUUGCCUUCAAUGUAAAUGAUUUGAAUAACAUGCCUUUAAUAUCUAAAAUUUGUCUUUUUAAAAAGUAUAUAAUUGAGGGGUGAAAGUGAUCAGUUCAAAAGGAUAUGAGUUUACAGCUUGGAUACAAACAUGUAAGAUAGAGCAACAUGUAUAGUAACUCCUUUUUCUAUUUAUCUUUGCUAUGAAAAAUUAUCCUAGGUGACUUGGAUAGAGUAGCAUGGUAGUUGUGUGUUGCAUCCAUUGACUGGAUGUGUAGAUUAGUUCUGGAUCAGGAAAGGGUAGGAGAUGGGAAUAUGAUAGAUGAGCUUUCUUUAUUUUGUAAGAGACUAAAUCAAUAUUGAGUUGGUAGAAAAGCAGCAGGUUUUAAAACAUAACUAAAGCAAAUUAAAUUGAUGUGCUUUUUGAAGUGCUUAACUACAUGUUGGAUUACUUGAUAAAAUCCUUGUUUUUUCUUUCUCUUUCUCUGUCUGGUAGAACUGUAACAAAAUGAACUGGUCACAUAACAUUUACCUGAUACUUGGAAUAUGCAAUUUGCCCUCAAUGAAGUUCUUUUCUCCCUCCAUGUUAUAUAUUAUGUAUUUGGUUUGUUUUUUGUUGCCUUGUUUUUUUGCAUUUGCAGCACUGAAGGGUUUAUGCUUAUUUAAAUAAAAAAGAAAACACCAAGGUA
This is a messenger RNA of Podarcis muralis (Common wall lizard), 2529 nucleotides long. RefSeq names its product pellino E3 ubiquitin protein ligase 1 (gene PELI1). Lineage: Eukaryota; Metazoa; Chordata; Lepidosauria; Squamata; Lacertidae. Gene Ontology annotation, molecular function: protein binding; ubiquitin protein ligase activity. The record is from RefSeq and is a predicted model, not a curated record. Gene Ontology annotation, biological process: protein K48-linked ubiquitination; regulation of Toll signaling pathway.